AUGAUCAAACGUAAGCCCGUGUCGCGGACAUGGAUAUCUCAGCCCGCGGAACGAAGUAUGAGUUUGUGCGAUAUGCAGCCAAAAUGCGAUAUAUAUCAUACCUGUGAAAGUGGCUCCGCUGGUGGUGUUAUAUGUAGAUCCAAAUGCACACAUGAUAAGUGUGGUGGAGACAAUGGGGAGUGUGUACUAACAACUAAGGGGGAUGCCAUAUGCAAGUGUCAUCCAAACUCAAUAUUCGAGUAUAACAGUGAUUCCUGUCUGAAGUCCAUCGACAUGGCCGUGAUCGGUGGUGUGGGAGGAGCGGUUAUUAUCAUAAUCGUCGUUGUCGUCAUUUGUUUCUGCAGGAACAGAAAGGCGAAAAAAAACACGCAAAGUAAUUCUAGGCACAAUGGAGCGUAUGGUAGCGAGUUCAGCAUGCCCACAAAAGUAAAGAAAUGGAAGGCGAAUAGGGCGUAUAAUGUUGGAGAAAGGGCUAGCCGGAGACGACCGAAUUCUAGUCCUGAAUAUAUAUGGGGAAGCCCCGACAAUGAUCGUCCUAGUGGUUAUUACAACGGAUGGGAAGGAAUCAAUGAAUUCGAAUCGGAGUCGCCUCGGAUGUAUAUUCCAAUGACCGUGACAAACCCGCCACGUGACUAUCAUUCCUCGGAUGCGCAUGUGCAGAGACGACCCGAAUACAAUGAGCCUGGCGAUGCCUACAGGUCACUUGAUACAGAAAAUCAGCUUUUUAUCCGACGCCCAAGGCUGUCUACAAGUUACAGUGAUAUGUUUGGGUACCGGGAACGUUUUGUCUAAGAUGUGUCAUAUUUGAAUAUUUUCAUUCGUAUUUUUGAGAAAAAUUGUUUUCAAACUGUGAUAAUUAUUGUCUGAUUCUCAUAAAACUGUUUU
Pecten maximus is the source of this 885-nucleotide messenger RNA. RefSeq lists its product as uncharacterized. The transcript is spliced from 7 exons. The record is from RefSeq and is a predicted model, not a curated record. The coding region runs from base 1 to 792 and encodes 263 amino acids. Lineage: Eukaryota; Metazoa; Mollusca; Bivalvia; Pectinida; Pectinidae.